Molecule: messenger RNA, 2180 nt
Organism: Phodopus roborovskii (desert hamster)
Lineage: Eukaryota; Metazoa; Chordata; Mammalia; Rodentia; Cricetidae
Gene: Tada2a
Product: transcriptional adaptor 2A
Exons: 16
Coding region: 170-1501 (443 amino acids)
Biological process (GO): chromatin remodeling; regulation of transcription by RNA polymerase II
Cellular component (GO): nucleus; SAGA-type complex
Molecular function (GO): transcription coactivator activity; protein binding; chromatin binding
Source: RefSeq, a predicted model, not a curated record
CCGGGGCGCGCACGCAGAGAACUUGGGCGGCGCGCGCAGCGUGAGGUUCUUGGGCGCAGAGGUGCGAGACCUGGCGAGGGGAUCAAUAAUUUUUGGCCACUUUUGAAGUCUUGAAGAAGCUCCCCAUCAAGGAAGAGCUGGAAUAACAGCCGUCACUGUCAAUUAGAGAAUGGACCGUUUGGGUUCCUUUAGCAAUGAUCCAUCUGAUAAGCCCCCUUGCAGAGGCUGCUCCUCCUACCUCAUGGAACCUUACAUUAAGUGUGCUGAAUGUGGACCUCCUCCUUUCUUCCUGUGUUUGCAGUGUUUCACUCGAGGAUUUGAGUACAAGAAGCAUCAGAGUGACCACACUUACGAGAUAAUGACCUCAGACUUUCCUGUGCUUGAUCCUAGCUGGACUGCUCAAGAAGAAAUGGCCCUUUUAGAGGCUGUAAUGGACUGUGGCUUUGGAAAUUGGCAGGAUGUAGCUAAUCAGAUGUGUACCAAAACCAAAGAGGAGUGUGAAAAGCACUACCUGAAGCAUUUCAUCAAUAACCCUCUGUUUGCAUCCACUCUGCUAAGUCUGAAGCAAGCUGAAGCAGCCAAAACUGCUGACACGGCCAUUCCAUUUCACUCUGCAGAUGACCCUCCCCGGCCUGCCUUUGACUCAUUGUUGUCUCGGGACAUGGCGGGAUACAUGCCAGCUCGGGCAGAUUUCAUUGAGGAGUUUGACAAUUACGCAGAAUGGGACUUAAGAGACAUUGAUUUUGUUGAAGACGACUCAGACAUCUUACAUGCUCUGAAGAUGGCUGUGGUAGAUAUCUAUCAUUCCAGAUUAAAAGAGAGGCAAAGACGUAAAAAGAUUAUAAGAGAUCAUGGAUUAGUCAACCUUAGAAAGUUCCGAUUAAUGGAACGGCGGUAUCCCAAGGAGGUUCAAGACCUUUAUGAAACAAUGCGGCGAUUUGCAAGGAUUGUAGGACCAGUGGAACAUGACAAGUUCAUUGAGAGCCAUGCAUUGGAAUUUGAACUCCGGAGGGAAAUCAAGAGGCUCCAAGAAUAUAGGACAGCGGGCAUUACCAAUUUUUGUAGUGCCAGGACAUACGAUCACCUGAAGAAGACUAGAGAGGAGGAGCGUCUUAAACGUACCAUGCUCUCGGAAGUUCUCCAGUACAUCCAGGACAGUAGCGCAUGUCAGCAGUGGCUCCGCCGGCAGGCUGACAUUGAUUCUGGGCUGAGUCCUUCUGUUCUGACAGCUUCAAACUCAGGCAGACGAAGUGCACCACCUUUGAACCUCACCGGCCUCCCUGGUACAGAGAAACUCAAUGAGAAAGAAAAGGAGCUCUGUCAGGUGGUGAGGUUGGUACCUGGAGCCUAUUUAGAAUAUAAAUCUGCUCUGUUGAAUGAGUGUAACAAGCAAGGAGGCUUGAGACUGGCACAGGCAAGAGCACUCAUCAAGAUAGACGUGAACAAAACCCGGAAAAUCUAUGACUUCCUCAUUCGAGAGGGGUACAUCACCAAAGCCUGAGUGUCUGCUUAGCAAUGCAGACCAGAAGUCUGGAAUGCGGCAGGUCAAAGGACAUUCUGGAGACUUGGGUUUGAGUUGGAUUCUUAUUGUGAAAAGAAGGAAAGACUCGGUACUCUAAGUGCAUCUGUUUCUUCCUGCCCUGCUGUAAAGUGCUCCUGUUGUGGGAAUAGCGAUGCAGUGUGUGUGCUCACCUAGCUAUUAUUAAACAUGAGUGGGCAUUCUUUCCUAGCACCUCUUGUAACUCAAACAAGAACCAUAGUACCUCACAUCAUGGCUUUGGUGCAAAUAGAACCAAGCCAAGCCACAGCAUUUCAUCCUAGGAGUCCAGCUCAGAUCCUUGAACUUGAGAGUAAAGCUCGCUGACUCUCUGCCUUCCCAUCUUGCACACAGAUUUCAAAUAAAGAGGAGGGUUUUUAAAGCACAAGAAAGCCUUUUCUUUCAAGGAUUUUUUUUUUUUUUUUUUUUUUUUUUUAAAGCUAACGUCUCAGUUUUUGAGCUGAAGAGGUGGAAUGUCUCCCCAUGAUGGUCUGUCUCGAGCUGCAUUUUUAACUUUCAUGUCUGGCUUUGUACUUUGCAGUCUGGCUGUCUGAUCUGCAGUAGACUCUUGAGGAGGUGGCACCGGAUAUAAAAUGUCUCUGUUAUUUUUAGAAUUAAUGGAUUAAAAUGUUUUGCUAUUUAA